AUGGCUCUCCUACAGCAGAACACACCAAGCACUCUGGCAGGCGCGCCAGGACACCAGUCCAACUUCGCUCCGCAGCGCAUCCCGCCUACAGUGCAGCAGCCCCUCAUUUCCGCCUCGGCGCCUGCUUCGGCUCCUAGCUAUAUCAGUGAGGCCACUCGGCAGCUCACACGUCUUUCGAAAGCCGUCGGGCAGGAUGAAAUCAAACGAGAGAAGCUCCUCCACGCCUUGAGGUCUGCUGGUGCCGAAUGGGCGCGGAAACCCAUACCGCUAAGCCUGGACCGUUCGGCUUGGGUCUCCGACGUCAGCAAUGAUCACUCGCCGUAUGAAUACUCCUUGGCUCUGUCCCAGCAGACUGGCGCGUCGGAGCUGCGGUUCUUGAUCGAGGCUCAACCUGAACAGAACAGCCUGGCCGCCCUCCAGGAGAGCACGUCGCGUUUAACUGACGAAAUCAUGACUCAAUACGGCCCCGAAAAGGUCUCUGUGGACCGGUUGAAUCUCGUGCGAGAUCUGUUUCUCCCCGCCGAUGCGGAGGGAAGGCUGGCCGCAUGGCACAGCUUUGCGACUUCCAACACUUUGGAAAAGUGGAAGAUAUACCUCAACCCCGUCGCCGCUGGAAUGCAGAAUGCUUGCCGCGUUAUCCGACAAGCUCUGGAGCGCCUGGGGCUGGCCCACUCGUGGGCGCUCUUGGAGACGAUCCUGACCGACAACGACUGUCCCAUCUAUUUCUCGCUGGGCUUGUCGCCGAAUCCCGAAGACGCCGAAGUCAAGGUCUACGUUGCACACUUCGGCGCCUCCGCCACGCAGAUCGCGCACAAGCAUGUCCAGAUGGAUCGCCAGGCCAGCAUUCCUGCCAUUGAGCAGUUCUACCUCGCCAUGGGUGGUGGCUCACUGGGGCCUUACCGGCGGAAGCCCGGGCUGUCGUGUUUUCAUUUCAAGAACAGGGAUCCCUCUCGGCCGGCGGCCCGGACAGUGCUCUAUCCGAUGGACAGCUACGCAGUCAACGAUGCUGACGCGCAGCAGCGCGUCGAGACGUACAUGGAUGCAAUCUCGGCGCCGCAGCUCUACCGGGAGAGAUAUAGGAGUGCCAUCCGCGCCGUGCAGCGUCGGCCGUUGGAGGCCGGGCGUGGCAUCCAUAGCUGGGUUAGUAUGAAGGAGAAGCCGGAUGGCACACGGUCCAACACGUUCUAUCUCUCAGCCGAGCUUUUUGGAUGCCUGGGCGAUGAUAGCCUCGCAACGUACUCGGUCGAUGAGUCCCUGUAG
Aspergillus homomorphus CBS 101889 is the source of this 1260-nucleotide messenger RNA. RefSeq lists its product as uncharacterized. Gene Ontology annotation, biological process: alkaloid metabolic process. Gene Ontology annotation, molecular function: transferase activity, transferring alkyl or aryl (other than methyl) groups. Bases 1 to 1260 code for a protein of 419 amino acids. NCBI's taxonomy places the organism in Eukaryota, Fungi, Ascomycota, Eurotiomycetes, Eurotiales, Aspergillaceae. The record is from RefSeq and is a predicted model, not a curated record. The transcript has a single exon.